Messenger RNA from Mercurialis annua (annual mercury), 2139 nucleotides. RefSeq lists its product as uncharacterized. Bases 1 to 2034 code for a protein of 677 amino acids. Gene Ontology annotation, molecular function: catalytic activity; carbohydrate binding. Gene Ontology annotation, biological process: carbohydrate metabolic process. The transcript is spliced from 16 exons. The record is from RefSeq and is a predicted model, not a curated record. NCBI's taxonomy places the organism in Eukaryota, Viridiplantae, Streptophyta, Magnoliopsida, Malpighiales, Euphorbiaceae.
AUGGCUAGGUAUUUGCUUUAUCAUCAAGUGAAUGGGCGGUGUUCAAAAUUUAAUUUAGUUCUAAUUCUGCCUCUGGCCUUCGAGGCAUGGGCAAAAAAAAUCAAUCCAGGAAGCCGUAAAAAUAGUCCAGGUCGUCGUCUUAGCGUGCAGCUACAAGUAACAAAACAUGGACCAGUGGUAAUUGACAAUGGAAUAAUCCAAGUAACAUUCUCAAAUCCAGGUGGUGAUGUCAUUGGAAUUAAAUACAAAGGAAUUGAUAACGUACUUGAAAUUCAAAAUGAAGAAAAUAAUCGAGGAUACUGGGACGUGGUAUGGAACAAACCAGGAAAUAGUGACAUCUUUGACAAAAUACAGGCGACAGAAUUCAGAAUUAUUAUGAAUGAUAAAAACCAAGUAGAGCUUUCUUUCUCCAAAAAAUGGAACCCGAAAAUGGACCGAUCCGUAGUUCCGUUAAAUGUCGACAAAAGGUAUAUAUUACGAGGAGGAUGUUCAGGGCUUUACAUGUACACUGUAUUGGAACGGUUAGAAGGAUGGCCUGAUAUUGAUGUUGAUCAAAUUAGAGUUGUUUUCAAGCUCCAAAAAAAGAAGUUUCAUUACAUGGCAGUAUCAGAUUAUCGGCAAAGGAUAAUGCCGAUGCCGGAAGAUCGAGCCACCGGUCAGCCACUGGCUUAUCCAGAAGCUGUUCUUUUGACCCGUCCACAAGAUCCGGAGCUUAGAGGAGAGGUUGAUGACAAAUAUCAGUAUUCUUGUGAGGAUGAAGACAACAAGGUUCACGGUUGGAUUUCUAGUGGCCCACCCGUUGGCUUUUGGAUGAUUUCUCCCACUAAUGAAUUUCGCGUUGGUGGGCCCGUCAAGCAAGAUCUUACCUCCCAUGUUGGUCCCACCGUCCUCAAUAUGUUUACCAGUAAUCACUAUACUGGGAAGGACUUAGAUACAGAGUAUAGAAAUGGAGAGCCAUGGAAAAAAGUUCUAGGACCUGUUUUUGUCUAUCUAAAUUCCAUUGCUCGUUAUAAUUCUUCAGCACUUUGGGAAGAUGCUAAAUCUCAGAUGAUGAAAGAAGUCAAAAGCUGGCCAUAUAAAUUCGUAAAAUCGGAUGAUUUUCCUUCUUCAGUUCAAAGAGGAAGUGUUCAGGGUCAAUUAACUGUGAGUGACAGAUUCAUCAACGAGAGGUUAAUGUCUGCUAGUUCUGCGUACAUUGGCUUAGCUGCUCCAGGAGAUGCAGGCUCGUGGCAAACCGAAGCGAAGGGUUAUCAAUUUUGGAGUCGAGCUGACAGGAAUGGCAAAUUUAGCAUAACAAAUGUUCGUCCUGGUAACUAUAGUUUGUACGCAUGGGUCCCUGGAAUUAUUGGAGAUUACAAGUAUGAAUUUGACAUCAGUAUUGUUCCAGGAUCUAAGAUCAAAUUAGGGGUCCUUAGAUAUGAUCCUCCACGGAACGGUCCAACUCUAUGGGAAAUCGGCGUCCCUGAUCGUUCUGCUUCUGAGUUCUAUGUGCCAGAUGCAUAUCCAACUCUCAUGAACAAAUUAUACACACAUCAUCCUACCGACAAAUUUAGGCAGUAUGGAUUAUGGGCAAGAUAUGCUGAUUUAUACCCUAAUAAAGAUCUAGAAUUUACCGUUGGUGUUAGUAAUUAUGUUCAAGAUUGGUUUUUUGCCCAUGUUAACAGAGAAAUAGGAAAUAAGACAUAUGGUGCAACCACGUGGCAAAUCAUAUUCCAAAUCGAAAAUGUAAACCAAACUGGAACUUACACUCUUCAGCUGGCCCUGGCUUCAGCUACUGUGUCUGAAAUCCAGGUGCGGUUCAACGAUCCAAAUGCAGAUGAACCUCUAUUUACGACGGGUCUAAUAGGGAACGACAAUGCAAUUGCAAGGCAUGGAAUUCAUGGAUUAUACUGGUUUUAUAGUAUUAAUGUAGGGAGCGAUCAGCUUCUCGAUGGAAAAAAUAUAAUUUAUUUAACGCAAACAAGAACUGCUAGCCCCUUUCAUGGGGUAAUGUAUGAUUAUAUUCGUUUAGAAGGACCAAAACAAACUUUAUGAUCAAUAUUUGAGUAAAUGUUCACAUUGAACAUUUCCAUAUUGUUCAUAUUUUGUAAGUCUAGAUAGCAUUUAAAUUAAUAGAGAAAUUUAUUUAUUUUUCUUAUC